This is a messenger RNA of Sordaria macrospora k-hell, 3462 nucleotides long. RefSeq lists its product as uncharacterized. Gene Ontology annotation, biological process: pyruvate metabolic process; gluconeogenesis. Lineage: Eukaryota; Fungi; Ascomycota; Sordariomycetes; Sordariales; Sordariaceae. The record is from RefSeq and is a predicted model, not a curated record. Gene Ontology annotation, molecular function: metal ion binding; ATP binding; pyruvate carboxylase activity. Gene Ontology annotation, cellular component: cytoplasm.
AUGGCCUCCGACAAGCCUGCCGACCAGUAUGAGGAGGUGUUCGAGGAGGGCGAUGUCCCCAAGGAGGCCCAGACCGUCCACCGCAUCAGGGCCAACUCGACUAUUAUGCAGUUGAACAAGAUCCUGGCGGCAGCGCCUUGGCUGGCGUGCGAUAAAGCUACAGCUACAGUUACUGAUACUAGGAAUACAGAGGCCGAUGAGGCGUAUGUCAUUGGCAAGCGUGGACAGUACACUCCCGUUGGUGCUUACCUCGCUGGCGACGAGAUCGUCAAGAUUGCCGUCGAGCAUGGCGCCCAGAUGAUCCAUCCCGGCUACGGUUUCCUCUCUGAGAACGCCGAGUUCGCUCGCAAAGUCGAGAAGGCCGGCCUUAUCUUCAUCGGCCCUUCGCCCGAAGUGAUCGACGCUCUUGGUGACAAGGUCUCUGCUCGCAAGCUUGCCAUUGCCGCCGGUGUCCCCGUCGUCCCUGGUACUGAGGGUGCUGUCGAGACCUUCGAGGCCGUCAAGGACUUCACCGACAAGUACGGCUUCCCCAUCAUCAUCAAGGCUGCCUAUGGCGGUGGUGGUCGCGGUAUGCGUGUUGUCCGUGAGGAGGCUUCCCUGAAGGAGUCUUUCGAGCGCGCCACCUCCGAGGCCAAGAGCGCCUUCGGCAACGGCACCGUUUUCGUCGAGCGCUUCCUCGACAAGCCCAAGCACAUUGAGGUCCAGCUUCUCGGUGACAACCACGGCAACAUUGUCCACUUGUACGAGCGUGACUGCUCCGUCCAGCGCCGUCACCAGAAGGUCGUCGAGAUUGCCCCCGCCAAGGACCUCCCCACCGAGACUCGCGAUGCCAUCUUGGCCGAUGCCGUCAAGCUCGCCAAGUCGGUCAACUACCGCAACGCCGGUACCGCUGAGUUCCUUGUUGACCAGCAGAACCGCUACUACUUCAUUGAGAUCAACCCCCGUAUCCAGGUCGAGCACACGAUCACUGAGGAGAUUACCGGUAUCGACAUUGUCGCCGCUCAGAUCCAGAUCGCCGCUGGUGCUACUCUUGAGCAGCUUGGUCUCACCCAGGACCGCAUUACCACCCGUGGUUUCGCCAUUCAGUGCCGUAUCACCACUGAGGAUCCUGCCAAGAACUUCCAGCCCGAUACUGGCAAGAUUGAGGUCUACCGCAGUGCUGGUGGUAACGGUGUCCGUCUCGACGGUGGCAACGGCUUUGCCGGUGCCGUCAUUACUCUGCUCCGUGCUCUCAUCGAAUUCCGCAUUCGCGGCGUCAAGACCAACAUUCCUUUCCUGGCUUCUCUCCUGACUCACCCGACUUUCAUCGACGGCAACUGCUGGACUACCUUCAUUGAUGAUACUCCUUCGCUCUUCGAUCUUGUGGGCAGCCAGAACCGUGCUCAGAAGCUUCUUGCUUACCUCGGUGAUGUUGCCGUCAACGGCAGCAGCAUCAAGGGCCAGAUCGGUGAGCCCAAGUUCAAGGGCGAUAUCAUCGUUCCUGAGCUCCACGAUGCUUCCGGCCAGAAGAUCAAUGUCACCCAGCCUUGUACCAAGGGCUGGCGCCAGAUCAUCCUCGAGCAGGGCCCCAAGGCCUUCGCCAAGGCUGUCCGCAACUACAAGGGCUGCCUUCUCAUGGACACCACCUGGCGUGAUGCCCACCAGUCUCUCCUUGCUACCCGUGUUCGUACCGUCGAUCUGUUGAACAUUGCCAAGGAGACCAGCCACGCCCUCCACAACCUGUACUCUUUGGAGUGCUGGGGUGGUGCCACCUUCGAUGUCGCCAUGCGUUUCCUCUAUGAGGACCCUUGGGACAGACUCCGCAAGAUGCGCAAGCUUGUGCCCAACAUUCCCUUCCAGAUGCUCCUCCGUGGCGCCAACGGUGUUGCCUACGCUUCUCUGCCCGACAACGCCAUUGAGCACUUCGUCGAGCAGGCCAAGAAGAACGGUGUCGAUAUCUUCCGUGUCUUCGAUGCCCUCAAUGACAUUCACCAGCUCGAGGUUGGUAUCAAGGCUGUCCAGAAGGCUGGCGGUGUUUGCGAGGGUACCGUCUGCUACAGCGGUGACAUGCUUAACCCUACCAAGAAGUACAACCUUGAGUACUACCUCAAGCUGGUUGACGAGCUUGUCGCUCUCGACAUUGAUGUCCUUGGUAUCAAGGAUAUGGCCGGUGUUCUCAAGCCCCACGCUGCCACCCUCCUCAUCGGCGCCAUCCGCAAGAAGUACCCCGACCUCCCCAUCCACGUCCACACUCACGACUCCGCGGGUACCGGUGUCGCUUCCAUGGUUGCUUGCGCCAUGGCUGGUGCUGAUGCCGUUGAUGCUGCCACUGACAGCUUGUCUGGCAUGACCUCCCAGCCCAGCAUCAACGCCAUCAUUGCUUCGCUUGAUGGCACUGACAAGGACACUGGUCUCAACGUCCAGCACGUCCGUGCUCUUGAUACCUACUGGUCUCAGCUUCGUCUCCUCUACUCGCCCUUCGAGGCCCACCUCACUGGUCCUGACCCGGAGGUCUACGAGCACGAGAUCCCCGGUGGUCAGCUCACCAACAUGAUGUUCCAGGCUUCCCAGCUUGGCCUCGGCUCUCAGUGGCUCGAGACCAAGAAGGCCUACGAGGAGGCCAACGACCUCCUCGGUGACAUCGUCAAGGUCACCCCCACCUCCAAGGUCGUUGGUGACUUGGCUCAGUUCAUGGUUUCCAACAAGCUGAACAAGGAUGACGUCUUGGCCCGCGCUGGCGAGCUCGACUUCCCCGGCUCCGUUCUCGAGUUCCUUGAGGGUAUGAUGGGUCAGCCCUACGGCGGUUUCCCCGAGCCUCUCCGUACCAAGGCUCUCCGUGGCCGUCGCAAGCUCGACGCCCGCCCCGGUCUCUUCCUCGAGCCCACCGACUUCGCCAAGGUCCGCAAGGAGCUUGCCCGCAAGUUCGGCAGCGUCACCGAGUGCGAUGUUGCCAGCUACGUCAUGUACCCCAAGGUCUUUGAGGACUACAAGAAGUUCGUGGCCAAGUACGGUGAUCUCUCCGUCCUUCCCACCAAGUACUUCCUGUCCAGGCCCGAGAUCGGCGAGGAGUUCCACGUCGAGCUCGAGAAGGGCAAGGUCCUCAUUCUCAAGCUCCUUGCUGUCGGCCCUCUCUCUGAGAACACCGGCCAGCGUGAGGUGUUCUACGAGAUGAACGGUGAGGUCCGCCAGGUUACCGUCGACGAUAACAAGGCGUCGGUCGAGAACGUCAGCAGACCCAAGGCCGAUCCUACCGACUCCAGCCAGGUCGGUGCCCCCAUGGCCGGUGUCCUCGUCGAGCUCCGCGUCCACGACGGUACCGAGGUCAAGAAGGGCGAUCCUCUAGCCGUUCUCAGCGCCAUGAAGAUGGAAAUGGUCAUCUCCGCUCCCCACAACGGUGUUGUCUCCACCCUCGCCGUCCGCGAGGGUGACUCCGUCGAUGGCUCUGACCUCGUCUGCCGCAUCGUCAAGCCCGGCGACAAAUGA